Molecule: messenger RNA, 3808 nt
Organism: Erpetoichthys calabaricus (reedfish)
Lineage: Eukaryota; Metazoa; Chordata; Cladistia; Polypteriformes; Polypteridae
Gene: unc13d
Product: unc-13 homolog D (C. elegans)
Exons: 31
Coding region: 83-3274 (1063 amino acids)
Source: RefSeq, a predicted model, not a curated record
AUGAGUAAUGGUGCAAUUUUCUCAACCACAACAGUUAGAAUAACUGCUGUCAAAAGUGUAAAACGUUGGCUCUCUUCUCAAAAUGAUGGACCCUACAGAACAUGUAACUGGAUUGGACAGAAUGGAUCAGCCUCAAAGUUAUUCAGAGAUGAUGCCGUUAUACAAAGAUGCACUGUAUACCAUACUUCAUCGGCUAGGCAACCCCAGCUCGGAAAAUAUUUCAGACAACAAAGAGCUCUACCAGUAUGUUAAAAAGGCAUUUGGAAUGUCACCAAAACAGCAUGAACAGGCCCUUCUCCAAGUACAGAGCAUGCAGCCUCCCAUCUCCUGCCUGAAGGUUACAGUGAAGGAAGCCAAAGAGAUUCUGGGGAAAGAUGUGAGUGGUUUUAGUGACCCAUACUGCUUGUUGGGUCUUGUUUCAUAUGGUGAAUCAAAAGAUGCAACUCUCAAAAGGGAUGGACCACUUCUCCGUAAGCACAGGAAAGCAGUGGUGAAGAAUACAAUUCCUGAAGACCAGAUCCACCGCACCAGUGUCAAGAAACAGACUCUCAACCCAGUCUGGAAUGAAACCUUUUUGCUAGAAUUUAAAGAAAUUGCUGACACAGAGCUUCACAUGGAUAUGUGGGAUAUGGAUGAAAUAGAAACACUCGGGCAAAAACUUGGUGAGAUAACGGACUUACAUGGUUUAAAGAGAAUCUUCAAAGAUGCCAAAAAAAACAAGGGACAGGAUGACUUUCUUGGAAACAUAGUGAUAAAGCUUGAGACCUUGCAGAGUAUAGUGGAUGAGUGGUAUGUCCUAGAGCCUCGCACUGAGACCUAUCCUGAUCGUGGGAAGUGUCAUCUACAUCUUCAGUUCAUACAUAAAGAGAGAGACAAGAGCUUGGAUUUUUGCAGGCCUAUCUACUCUGCAUACAGUGGACUUCUGAAAACAUUUGUCCAGUAUGAAAUUUCCAGCAAUAAGGAAUCAAGCAGUUCAACCUGGAAAGGAGACCUCUGCAAACCAGCCAAAAGUCUAUUAGACUUGUAUGCUACCCAAAACAACCUCUCUCCGUUCAUGCAAGACUUAGCGAAGUGGCUGGCUUACAGUAGACUUUACCAGUCCAUGGAGUUAGACUCAAAUGUUCUUCUUCAUCAGCUCACCAGCAUACAGUAUCAGUGGGCACAGUUGGACUCAAAAGAACUCACAUAUGAACAGCGGCAUGAGCUAGGAGAGUCCUUGCAAUCUUUUCUUGUGUAUGGACUAUCAAUGAUCUCAAAAUUUCGUGAUAUCUUCCCUCGUAAAUGUGCUUCUCGUCUUCAAUCACUACUACGAAUACUCUCACAGAUGUGCAAAAUGAAGGCAUUUAAAGAACUGAAUCCUAAAAGCUUCAGUUUUCAAGAAGAGAUCACCAAAGCUAUUCAGGUAGGCACUAAAGAAUGGUUCAACAUGAAGAAAGGGCUACACCAACCAAUGAUGAAGAAUGCUGAAGAAAAUGCCCGUUCUUUGGCACGCAUUGUGCUUGAAGUAAAAGAAGAUCUUGAUGCUAUUAAAAUAAUAUGGAACAAAGUCUUCAUCAACAAUGCUCAAGUAGAUUUGUUCACAGUUGCUUACAUAGAACUGGAAGAUCUGAUAGCAACAGACCUGAAAGAAAGUCUGUAUGUGGAGACACAAAUAUCGGAGGCUGUUGCAGAUAUUCUUUUUGCUCUUUAUCGUAAUUUGAAGGACAUACAUCAGGCCAAAGCGUUUCUUCAAAAAAGGGAUAAAGUCCUAGCACUUACUGAAUAUCAUGUGAGGUUUAGAGAAGUUCUCCCCUUAUGGGUUCAGAGAGCCUACAAAACUGCUUUGCAGAGAGUUGAAAGAGCUGUGCAAGUUGACCAGCUGAAACCCCUUAUUGAGACCAGCAGUCUGAUAAAGCACAGUUCAUCUGUUGUAGACCUGGCUACGUGCUUUACCCAAAUCCGUGAAACUUGGAAUCAGUUGAGUUGGCCUGAUCCAGAAGAAGCUUUCAUGGUGAUGGUAAAAAUCACAGAGGAUAUGUGCAAAAUUGCAGUAAUGUAUUGCACUAUGCUGAAGCAACAGGCGACUCAGCUAUCUGGAAAAUCACAUCAUGGAGAUGCUGCAAAUCUGCUUUGUGUGGUAGUGAAUAAUAUUGAACACCUACGAACAGUGCUGAAGAAGCUCCCAGAACAACUAGAUUGGAUUGGUCUGAAACAGAAGACAGCUCAAGUAAUUACAGAGGAACAGUUCCACAAAACACUUUACCACCAAUUACAACGUGCAGAAAGCAUCUUGAACCAGCAGAUCAGUGCUGCAGUUAUUACACUUGGACAGAAGCUUCAUGAAGAUAUUGAAAAGCAUAUUCUUCUUCUGUCCAGUCUCCAUGGUCUGCUUCCUAGGCCAGAAGAGGCUGUUGGACCACUGAUGAAGUUUCUUGAACAAGAAUUUCAUUAUAUGAAUGAGAAUCUGGUGCAGGAAAACUUUAAUAGCCUUCUUGCACCCCUUUGGACUCAUACAGUUACAAUUUUACAAAGAAUUUCUGGGCAACAAGUCAACUCAUUGGAAUUUUAUAGACGUCUUCAGUAUGCUUUACAGUGUUUAGAACAAUGCUUUCAUGCAGAAGGAAAUGGAAUGCCUUUAGGAAAAUUGCAUAAUGAAGAAUAUAAUUGUUUAGUGAAAAAUCUGGAACUGUCAGCUAUGAGCUCCCAUGAACUGAUUCAGAAGUACCUGGAGCGGAAAGUUGCUGAGCAGAAAAUGUGCAGCAAUGAAAAGUAUGGUGCUGUGACACUUAUUGCCUUCUACAAUAAUGCAGAUCAAAUACUACAUAUUGAGAUUCUUAAUGCUGUUAACCUUACACCAAUGGACUCUAAUGGUACCAGUGAUCCAUUUAUCAAUUUGUCCCUGGAGCCAAAACACUUGUUCCCAGAAAUUGAGAAAAGGACAACAAAAACGAAGAUGUGUGACUUGAAUCCACUUUUUGAGGAGACCUUUGAGUUCCUUGUCUCACAAGAAAAACUACGAACCCAGGGUGCAUGCUUGGUCCUCACUGUCUUUGAUUAUGAUCUACUGGGAAGUGAUGAUUUUGAGGGGGAAUCCUUUCUGUCCUUGAGAGAUUUGCCAGGGGUUGGAAGCACAUUGGACAUGGGAAAUAUUCAUCAGAUUAGACUGGCUUUGAUGCACCCUGUGCCAAAUGCAGAUAAUAUUCUAAAGCAGCUGGAAACCAGAAAAAUGGACCGUGUGGCAAAGGACUUUGUCAAGCUUCGUCUUCAGAUUGAAAACAAAUCCAUGGAGGUGUAAAAAGAAUCUUCCAGGCAGUAUUUUAGUGACGUUCUUCUAUAUUAAUUUGAAUAAAGUUAUUUUUAAAAAGUCAUAAUAUACUUUGCUUAUUCUUAAAAGUUAAACAAAGUACUGUAUGUGUAUUAAAUGUGAAUAAAUAAUGCCAAAGUGCAAUUAACAACUAAUGCAAACAUCUACUUAUUUUGUAUAAACAGAAGUAUUAGAAUGUUUAAGUUUAACAAUGUCUUGACUGUUUUUUUUUUUUUUAAUUUAAAGCCUUCCCAUGUGAACCUGAGCAAUCUACUUUGUUUAGUCUUAAAACAUUUUACUAAUAACCCCAUAUUGUAAUUUUACAUUUUCAGCUCAUAAAUGAAUUAAUACAUUUUAUUUAAUGUUGCAUUUCUGAACACUCAAAGAAUCAUUACAAGAUAAAAAACAAACAUCAGGAAAAUGUAAAAAAACACAUAAAUAAAGUAAAAUGCAUACUUAUUAAAAUUUAUUAAUAUAAUCAUGCAAGUUUUGAGAUGGUUUUGGAUAAAGAAAUAUAAACCUGAA